ACAGGAACAACUCAUGCAAAUACUCACAAGUCACAACCAACCCAUUAUUUCAAAAAACAAAUACCAACACAAUAAUUACUGUAUUAUAAUCUUGUACACCGCAUUUCUAUAUCCACUCCACAGCGUCUUUGCCUAUCCUUUUCGUUUACAUAUGUAGCAAAAGAAUACUUAUAUUCAUGUAUAUGUAUAAAUAUUUGGAGAGAAAAGCUUGGGAUUGACGCCAUUGUAGAUUUUGGGUUUCAGCCCACUUGUUAAAUCUUGUUGAUGUCUGAGGUCAACGAGUCAGCUGCCUGGAAGGGGGAGUUUGCGGGUCUUCUCGAUGAGGACGUUGGGAAAGUCAAUGGGUACAGUUACAGUUACUCCGCCGCGGAUGGAGGAACUCCGGUGGCGGGGGAGGGUGGGGAUUGGAGGUUUCAGGUGGCGGAGUUUGCCAAGGGGGCGGCGGAGAUGAGUGUGGAGUUUGGGAAGGGAGUGAGGGAUGUCGUGAAGCAGAGUGUAUUGAGGGAGGAUUCGGUAAUUGUGAGGAAGUUUAAGGGCCCUUGCCUGAAGAUUAUGGGAAAAUUGAGAUUCUUGAAUGAGUAUCUGCCGGAGGAUCGCGAUCCGGUCCAUUCUUGGACCGUGAUUGCCUGUGUCUGGGUUGUUGCUCUUGCAGCUUUAAUUGUAAAUAUUACUGAAACUACAACUCCGUUGGUUAAAAAGAUGAAGGUCCAUCCUGCUAGUGCUAGCCUUAUAUUGCUUCCAGAUGGAAGACGCUUAGCUUAUCAAGAGCAAGGUGUUCCAGCUGACCAAGCGAGAUAUUCAAUGAUCGUCCCCCAUUCAUUUCUUUCAUCCCGGCUUGCAGGGAUUCCUGGCCUCAAGGGUUCCUUACUGCAACAGUUUGGAGUUCGAUUGGUGACAUAUGAUCUACCUGGAUUUGGGGAAAGUGAUCCUCAUCCAGAUAGAGACCUUGAGACUUCGGCUCUGGAUAUGUUACACUUGUCAUAUUCUGUGAAUAUUACCGACAAGUUCUGGGUAGUGGGAUAUUCUGAUGGAAGCAAGCAUGCUUGGGCUGCGGUUCGUUACAUUCCUGAUAGGCUUGCGGGUGCUAUAAUGAUUGCUCCAAUGAUUAAUCCAUAUGAACCGAAAUUGACCAAAGAAGAGAGACGAAGAAUCUGGGGAACGUGGACAGUAAAGAAAAAACUGAUGUACUUUUUAGCUCGGAAAUUUCCUGUAUUACUUCCAUACUUUUAUCGAGGAACAUUCCUUUCUGGAAACCAUGGCCAGAUUAAUACAUGGCAUUACCUCUCACUCGGAAAGAGGGACAGGGCUCUGGUAAAGGACAGAGUUUUCGAGGACUUCUGGCAGAGGGAUGUCGAAGAAUCAGUUCGACAGGGAAAUGCAAAGCCAUUUGUUGAGGAAGCUGCUUUGCAGGUCUCAAAUUGGGGUUUCGGCAUUGGAGACCUCAAAGUACAGAACAAGCAUAACGGUAAAGGCAUUCUUGCAUUGCUUAAAUCAAUGUACAGUCCUUCAGAGAAAAGGAUGAGUGGAUUUCUCGGCCCGAUACACAUAUGGCAGGGAGCUGAGGAUACAGUGGUCCCUCCAGCAAUGAGCGACUUUGUGCAUCGAGUUCUACCAGAUGUCAUGCUGCAUAAGCUUCCAUAUGAGGGCCAUUUCACCUACUUCUACUUCUGCAAUGAAUGCCAUCGUCAGAUGUUCAGCAUUGUUUAUGGAGAUCCUCAAGGCCCUCUUCUCCCAAAAGAGGAUCAAACUCCGGUUGAAGACGACGAAGGAGAAGCAGAAAACAAUGAAGUAAUUUUCAGUGAUACAGCAGUAGACAAAGAAAACGUCUCUACUUUAGCCUGAGAACAUGAUCUGAGUUCCAGAAACCAUAAAUUGCAUAGGAGUCAGAGCAAAGUUAUAAUUGUCUUCUGUGUCGUAGUUUUCUGGUUAGUAGUAGAGGCAUGCUAAAGACCAGUAUACGGUAUCAUACUAAUAGGCAUUCACAGGAGAAAGUAUGUUAAAGCAGCAUCAUAUUCACUGAAAUGAGAAUUUUUGUUA
Sesamum indicum (sesame) is the source of this 2037-nucleotide messenger RNA. RefSeq lists its product as uncharacterized. The record is from RefSeq and is a predicted model, not a curated record. Lineage: Eukaryota; Viridiplantae; Streptophyta; Magnoliopsida; Lamiales; Pedaliaceae.